CUGAGCGCUUCAGUCCGAGUGCGCACGGCCUGCGCGUCCUCCGCCUGCCAGCUCGCCCGCCAGCCGGCCCAACCGGCCCGCGACCCAUGUCCCGCCGCAAGGCCGGCUGCACGCCCCGCCGAGUAGACCCCGCGCCGGCCGCCAACCCAGACGACGAGCUGGAGAUGCCGAACCUCGUCAUCGAGAUGAAGACCGAGCCGCUCGCCCGGCCCCUACAGGCCCCGGGGUUCGGGCUCUUCUCUCCGAAGGAAACGCCUGCGUCGGGGCAUUUCGAGGGCGAACCCUGCCACUCCUCCGGCCACGCGCCCGCCGGGGGCCCCCUCCACGCCCUCGGCGCGCGGAACCAGUGGGCACUGUGGACGCCACUGGUCCCCAGCCUUCUCGACCGCCAGCCCUGGACCGACAAACACCCAGAUCUGUUGACCUGCGGUCGCUGCUUGCAGACCUUCCCCUUGGAGGCCAUCACUGCUUUCAUGGACCACAAGAAACUGGGCUGUCAGCUCCUCAGAGGCCCCAGCCCUUGCCAGGGCUCAGAACGUAAGGACCCAAAGGCCUUGAGCUGCCUCCGCUGCGGCAGAGAGUUCAUGGGGGCCUGGAAACUGCUGCGCCACGCCCAGUGGGACCACGGACUGUCCAUCUACCAGACAGAGGUCGAGGCCCCAGAGGCCCCGCUGCUAGGCCUGGCAGAGGUGGCUGCAGCCAUGUCGGCAGUGGUGGGGCUGGAAGCCGAGGCCCAGGGCUCCCAGGUGAGCAGCGUGCCCCGGCGGAGUUCUACCUGCCCUGUGUGCAAGAAGACCCUCAGCUCCUUCAGCAACCUUAAGGUGCACAUGCGCUCGCACACAGGCGAGCGGCCCUACGCCUGUGACCAGUGUCCCUAUACCUGUACCCAGAGCAGCAAGCUCAACCGCCAUAAGAAGACCCACCGGCAGCUACUGCCUCAGAUCCCCUGCACGGCUACUGCCAGUCAGGAGCAGGCCUCUGCCACCGCCCCUCCAGAGCCAGCUGCCCAUGCUGCUGCCCCGGCCAGUACCCUCCCAUGCCGCGGUGGCGAGGGGGCUGGAGCUGCUGCUACAGCAGGAGUCCAGGAACCCGGGGCUCCUGGCGGUGGGGCUCAGGUGGGCCCUGGCGGGGACCGCUGGGGAGCUACCACCAAGGAACAGAGACCUGACCCUGCAAAGAGCCAGAAAACAUCCCCCAAGAAGACGCCCAAGCCAGUGGGCAAGAGCCGUGGGCCCGGGGGCAGCUGCGAGUUCUGCGGGAAGCACUUCACCAACAGUAGCAACCUGACGGUGCACCGGCGCUCCCACACGGGCGAGCGGCCCUACACCUGCGAGCUCUGCUCCUACGCCUGUGCCCAGAGCAGCAAGCUCAACCGCCACCGCCGCAUGCACGGCCUGGGCCCCGGCUGCACCCGCUUCGAGUGCCCCCACUGCUGUGUGCCUUUCGGCCUGCGUGCCACCCUGGACAAACACCUGCGGCAGAAGCAUCCCGAGGUGGGUGGGGAGGCCUAGCAGCAAAAAUGUCCUCUCUGCUGUCCCUGGAACCCUGUUGCUCCUGUUGAUCUCCUGUUCUUCCCCUGCUACAAGUAAACUCUCCCUGCCUUGUUACAUACACAUCUGGACUCCAGCUUUCUUCUUGGGCUGUCUGAGGUGGGGCAGGAGGCUUCCCUCUUUGGAGUGGACAGCUGGACAGACCGGUUUGGAACGAGGGGGUGAGGGGAAAGGCCGGCCCCCAGUGCCCGGGGCACAACAAGACUGGCACAGAAAGCUGUGCUCCCAGUUCCUGGUGUGGGCGAGGCCAGGGCAGGGGCCGAGGUGAGAGCAGGGAGAAGCCUGGACCUGUCACCAGGGGCCCCUGGGCAAAGUCCUGGCCCUCCUCUGUGCUGGGUGCAGGGCCCUUUCCCACAGCAGUGCCUCUGCCCUCCCAGAGCGGCAGCAGGCGCGGUUCUGAUUAACAAGGAAGGAGCUGCUGCUUAAGAGAUUUGGGUGUGUCUUCCCACUGAC
Messenger RNA from Manis pentadactyla (Chinese pangolin), 2003 nucleotides. RefSeq names its product zinc finger protein 296 (gene ZNF296). Gene Ontology annotation, molecular function: DNA-binding transcription factor activity; RNA polymerase II cis-regulatory region sequence-specific DNA binding. The transcript has 3 exons. Gene Ontology annotation, biological process: regulation of transcription by RNA polymerase II; negative regulation of dendrite development. The record is from RefSeq and is a predicted model, not a curated record. The coding region runs from base 87 to 1511 and encodes 474 amino acids. Gene Ontology annotation, cellular component: nucleus. NCBI's taxonomy places the organism in Eukaryota, Metazoa, Chordata, Mammalia, Pholidota, Manidae.